AAUUGGGAGUCAGUUGCGCUUUUGCGCUCCAGCCAGCACAACACUCGGACGCGCACAACCAGUCGCCGCGCAUCGGUGCCUGCGCACGGGCCGAGGGUUUUAUUCCAACACGCAGCUGGUGUAUCGCAGAUCUCUUUUUGUAUUUUUUUUUAUAAAUUGCCUUUUGUAACUUCGUCUCUUUGGGAAGGUUAAUAUAUUAUUCCUUUGCGCGAUGGAAAAGAUGUCUCGACCUCUUCCUGUAAACCCAACUUUCCUACCUCCGACCCACGGUGUCCUGAAAUCCCUGCUGGAGAACCCCAUGAAACUGCCAUUUCACCACGAUGACGGCUUUGGGAAAGACAAAGAGAAGGAGAAGAAGCUGGAGGAUGAUGGAAACAAUCUCACCAGCCCACAGUCCGCCUUUCUGGGCCCAACGCUGUGGGACAAGACCCUGUCGUACGACGGUGAUAACUUCCAGCUGGAAUACAUGGAUUUAGAGGAAUUCCUAUCAGAGAACGGUAUUCCUGCCAACAAUCAGAGCGAGAACCAACCUUCCCCGCAGCCUCCCUCCACCCCACCCACACCUACUGUGGUGGAUCUCAGUAGCAGAGCAACUACUUCUGUUCACUCCGCGAUAGUCGCCCAGAACUGCCAUCCGAGCCCAAAUAGAGCAGUUCCUCCCAGCUCACGUGACACACCCAGUCCAAUAGAUCCAGACUCAAUCCAGGUUCCAGUCGGGUAUGAGCCCGACCCUGCCGACCUCGCCCUAUCCAGCGUCCCCGGCCAGGAGAUCUUUGACCCCCGCAAACGUAAAUUCUCUGCAGAGGAGCUAAAGCCACAGCCCAUGAUCAAGAAGGCACGCAAAGUCUUUAUUCCUGAAGACCUGAAGGAUGAAAAAUACUGGGCACGGCGCAAAAAGAACAACUUUGCAGCAAAACGUUCCCGGGAUGCUCGUCGGCUCAAAGAGAACCAGAUCGCCAUCCGGGCCGGGUUCCUGGAAAAAGAGAACACGGCGCUCAGACAGGAAGUGGCCGAGUUACGAAAGGAGCUCGGCCGCUGCAAGAACAUUCUGGCCAAAUACGAAGCGCGGCACGGCCCUCUGUGAACCCCGAGCUUUCGCCAAUCACCAUGAAUAGCCCAACCCACCACCACCACUUUCCAGGGACUUGUGUGCCCAUGUUGAGAGGCACCAAUUUCACCUCUCCAUUUUCUUUCUUUCUCUGUACAAAACUUCUUUUGAUGUCGAUAUUUGUCUUUCUCAACUCAUUCACCGUACGUCUCUGUAUUUGUUAUUUUUCACCAACGACGAAUCAUUUAUUUGGAAAUGAUUCUACAUCUAAUUUUUCUCUGGAGUGUUUUAUACACCUGUAAUAUGGACUAAGAACUGAUCCUUCGCGUCUGUCAAUCAUCCGCUUUGCCCCUCCCUAUUUCCCCAGAGGCUCCGCCCACUACCUGUCACACGAGAGAGUUCAUUUGAUGUAUAUUAAUGUAUUUUAGCUGCAGAUUUCUUUAUGUAAAGUGUUUAUAACACUAGCUAGUGUCCGGGUAUGUUUAUAUUUAAUUUCUUUCUUAUGUUUGUCAGUUUUGGUUAUUAUUUCUUUUAAACCAACACCAGCGUUGACGUUUUUAUCUUUCCUACAUUGUCCACGGAGCAAUAAUCUCUUUAGAGGGCAAAAAGUCAAAUGUAAGCUAGAUCGUCUGAAGUUUCUUCACAUAUUAGCACCGUGUCUGGAUGAUGAAGACCAUCUUGUACUUCAUUUUUGCUGUAAUGCGGAAACUUUCCUUAAAUGCUGAAUCCAUAUAUAUAGUAGUCGUCUCUUUUCUCUCUCUCUUUGUGUCUCUAACCCCUGCACUAAAGCGUGUCUCACAAUCUGAUCCGGUGCAAUGUUUCUACCUACAAUAUAAUCUGCCUGAUAUAUUUAUGACUUUUGUUUUUUUGAAUGAAAGAUUUUUUUUUUCAGAAAUAUUCAGCUGUUAAUUAUUACUAUUGUUCUGGCUGUUAUUGUUAUGGCUCUACGGUAAUUUUCCUAAUGGCUUAUUGUUUUAGCAUGACUCGAGCUAUUUGUAAAUGAGUAAUUUCGUUUAUUAUUCCUCCUUCAAUUUUUUCUUGUAUUUUUUUACCCAGAGCAUGUUUUAGAUUUAGUUUGUUUUGAAGUCACGACAGAGAGAUUUUGUAGUGAUUUAGCUUUGCGUCUGUAUGACUGUAUUGAAUGUGUAAAAGGUUUUAAGCUGUCGGUUCAGCAGAACGGUGUUGUCUCAAAUACUGUGGUUAAGUUUGUUUACUACAGACCAAAUGAUACAGCACACAAGAAGAUAUAUUGAUAAAACAGAGUUUUAAUGUUCUAUAUAUAUAUGAAAACUAUAUAAAUUUGCUUUUGUACAGUAUUUUUCCAAUAUAAUACUGUCUGAAUAUUUUCAAGGCACAAAUGCAUAGUGAAAGUAAAAGCAUAGCUAUACAGCGAGAUAUUUUUGGUUAUCUGGGCAUUAAAUAUAUUCUGCACCCUUGUAUUAAAAUAGCCUUUAGUAUUCUGUCUCAGGGAACUUUAGCAACCGGACCUCACACACUAAAAUUCACGUGAAAUAAAUACUUUUGUACAUGACUAAAUGCAGUUCCUCUUAUAGUAAGGAGGUGUUUAUUUUUUUUCACCACAAUGAUGUCAGUAUAACUCACAUUCAGUGCUUUCUUAUAGUAUUGCUAUUUGUUCUUUGAAUGGAAAUCUAAAGGCUAUGCUUCAAGUCUACUUUAUUGAGUCGCUGACACGGCCCAUGUUGGUAAUGAAUGUAAGGCAGCUUAGAAAGCUUUCGCUUGCUUUGAAUGUUAAAAGAAGUCUUGUUGUCGAUGGAGUCACUGGUUGUGUUUAAAAUCACAUACUACUGUGCUAUAUACACACUACUAGUUCAGUAUAUACAGUAGGAAGCUGAUAUUUCAUGUCUGCCACUUAAUAUAGUUUAUAUGGAACUAAUAAACAAUAACAUUUCCCCUUUACUGGUUAUGGCGGUUCCUCUGAUCUACGAUCAGUUUUCUGCAUGUUAUAAAAGAUAAUGCUGUGUUUUAGGUCUGAGGUUAAAUCUUCAUUGCCAGACUGUAAAUAAAAUGCAGCAUGAAUUUGGUAUUGCAGAUCAAUUUAACCUACUAUUUUAAGUUUUGACAUAAAAAAGAAAUAACUUUAACUUAAUUUGUUGAUUUGACAAAAACGCUGCAUUUUUACAGUGCAACAGUGAAUCUGGAAGUCUGCCCUUGUUUAGGCCAAAGUUUUUGAUGUGCACACUUUUUGUGUUUUUGUUAAGGAUCGUCUGGGCAGAAAUGGCGCUGUUGUAAUUUUUGUCUUGUGUGUUCUUUAAAUGUUCCUUUAUUUUCUUGUUUAUUUGUUUGUUGCAUAAAUGCAGAUGUACGAAGUCUGUAGAGCAAGUUGCGUGUGUGCAUAAAGCCCUUUGUAGUUCACAACAUGACUGUUUCCAUCUGUACAAAACUGAAAUAAACCCAGGAUGAAGCCAAA
Misgurnus anguillicaudatus (oriental weatherfish) is the source of this 3476-nucleotide messenger RNA. Its product is annotated as hepatic leukemia factor. NCBI's taxonomy places the organism in Eukaryota, Metazoa, Chordata, Actinopteri, Cypriniformes, Cobitidae. The record is from RefSeq and is a predicted model, not a curated record. Gene Ontology annotation, cellular component: nucleus. Gene Ontology annotation, molecular function: DNA-binding transcription factor activity, RNA polymerase II-specific; RNA polymerase II cis-regulatory region sequence-specific DNA binding. Gene Ontology annotation, biological process: regulation of transcription by RNA polymerase II.